CUUCCUGAGUUUUAGUUACGUGCUGUUGAUUUGACUGUAGUUUGGAGUCGUCAAGACUCAGAACUGAUUAUAGUUGCGUACAUAUCGCUCUGUUGUCACUUUUUAUUUGUCAGUCCAUUAUUAUAUGACCUCUACAUUGUGUAAAUAGGCUGUUUCUAUUUUUAUAGCGAGACAACACGAUGGAACUUAAUUCUCUUUUAAUUCUUCUGGAGGCUGCAGAGUACUUGGAAAAAAGAGACAGAGGAGCAGAACACGGUUAUGCGUCUGUUUUGCCGUACAAUAGCGACUUUUCCAGAAAGAAAACGAAAGCCUCGCCGAUCUCCAGAAAAACUCAGAACAACAGGUCAUCACACAAUGAGCUGGAGAAACACAGACGUGCCAAACUAAGGCUGUACUUGGAGCAGCUGAAGAAGCUGGUGCCUUUGGGUCCAGACAGCACUCGACACACCACGCUGAGUUUGCUGAAAAGGGCCAAGAUGCACAUUAAGAAGCUGGAGGAGCAGGACAGGAAGGCUUUAAAUGUGAAGGAGCAGCUGCAGCGAGAGCACCGCUACCUCAAACGCCGCCUGGAGCAGCUCUCUGUGUCAGGAUCCAUGGAACGUAUCCGCACUGACAGCAUGGGCUCCACCAUAUCCACUGACUCAGAGCAAGAGGUGGACAUCGAGGGCAUGGAGUUCACACCUGGCGAGGCGGACAGCGUGGACAGCAUUAGCGACGGAGAAGAGGAGGACCAGUACAGCCUCCAGAGCAGCUCCAGCGACACCAGCUGCACAGCCACACAUUCCCACAGACUGCAGCUGCACCACUGUUAGGCGUCGUGGCCAUUUCCCACCCUGAUCUAGCUCCCUGACCAACGGCGCCCUCUGGUUACAUCAGAGCAAGCCACAAAAGCAGUAAACCUUAAACCCAUUCCUCUCCUCCCCAGCUGUCCAGGGGCUAAAAGCCACUCCCUCACCCCAUCUCUUCCAGGCCACUGACCCUACCUCAUCCUACUGUAACCUGCCUGAACCUGCCCCUGCUGACACGCCCUGCCCUCCCGCUGUCCUCACAUCCCCGGAUGAGUGAUGCCACAGGCUCAGAGAGUGGAGUUUGUGGUUUUUGGGGGGUUUCUAUGACAUGGACAGCUUUGACUUGUUAAUGAGAAAUCUGUUAACAUGGGCACCAUAUUCGGCAGCAAAAUAUCAACAUGUGGCAGUAUUUAAGGAUUUUGCAAGAGUUUUGCACUAAAACGUGAAGCACUUCUGUCUGUUUGGGAAUAUAUGCAACACUGGGCUUGUCAAAGUUAUCAGCAUCACACAGGAUCUUCCCUGUAUACGCAACUGCAACAAGAAGUAACCUAAUGCAGAAGUCCAAAGCGUACUGCACUUAAAACCGCUGCGCCGUCAUCACGUUACAGCACAAAACUCCAAGACAACAAUAUGGAUUGGAAGCAAACUGCUUUUAUUGUGCGACGUUCUCUGACACAAUGUGAAAGUGAUAAAUGUAUUCCACAUUCUGAGGACGCAGUACUCAUUGCUUCCACAGAGCAAGUGCAUAACUUUGCCCAUUUGUGUCAAAGUGAAGAAGUAACAACGCUGCAGCAGAUCUAAUGUAUAUAGAUGUACAGUUAGCAUCCAAAGGUUCGUGCCUCGCUCUGGUUGGCUCGCCUAACCACUCCCCCACACUACUGACCACUACACUAUACUGGUGUGGCUGGACUACUAUGUGAAACAAAAGGAGUUUCCUCAGCUAAAAACUCUACUCCCGAGUUUAAACGAAGAU
This is a messenger RNA of Thalassophryne amazonica, 1761 nucleotides long. It is a transcript of the gene mxd4, whose product is annotated as MAX dimerization protein 4. Lineage: Eukaryota; Metazoa; Chordata; Actinopteri; Batrachoidiformes; Batrachoididae. The transcript is spliced from 6 exons. Gene Ontology annotation, biological process: regulation of transcription by RNA polymerase II. The record is from RefSeq and is a predicted model, not a curated record. Bases 180 to 812 code for a protein of 210 amino acids. Gene Ontology annotation, molecular function: protein dimerization activity; DNA-binding transcription factor activity, RNA polymerase II-specific; RNA polymerase II cis-regulatory region sequence-specific DNA binding.